AUGAGUGUGGGGAGAACGCGCCGCCGCUGCCCACGCUCCGCGUCCGUGUCCGCAUCCAGGACAACGUGUUCCUCAUCCCGUGCCGCAGAGGCAGCAGUCCUGGUGCGGUGGCUGCCAUCCCUGUGUCGCAUGUCCCUGUAUCCCAUAUCCCUGUAUCCCGUAUCCGUGUCCCGCAGGCAGCAGCUCCGCCAGCAGCUCCCGGUGCGGUGGCUGGCGAGCGCGCGGCUGAGCGGUUCCAGCAGACGUGCGGGUCCCGGCCCGGCUCAGCCUGUCGCAGGACGGGGCCCGGUUGGCGCCGCAGGACCUGGUGCGGGACGUGCUGCGCAGCAACGAGGAGGUGCUGGCCGAGGUGCAGUGCUGGGACCUGCCGCCCUCGCCGAGAGGUACCGCCGCGUGUGCCAGAGCAUGGACGAGGAGCCGCACGAGCUGGUGCUGAAGGCGACGGAGCGGCAGGAGCAGAGCGCGGGGCCGGGGCUGGCGCUGGGGGGGCCCUGGCGCCGCCCCCCGGGCGCUGCCGGCGCUGCUGCGGGCGCUGCGGCUGCAGCCGGGGCUGCGGGUGCUGGCGCUGCGCGGCUGCGGGCUGGGCGCCGCCGCGCUGCCGGAGCUGGUGGCCGCGGCGGCCGCGCUGCCGCGCUGGCGCUGCUCGACCUGGCCGGCAACCGCCUGGGCCCCGCGGCGCUGCGGCAGCUCUGCCCGCGCCAGCCCGGCACCCGCGCCGCCUUCCAGAGCCUGGAGGAGCUGGACCUGAGCCUGAACCCGCUGGGGGACGGGAGCAGCGCGGCGCUGGCGGAGCUGCUGCGGUGCUGCCCCGCGCUGAGCACCCUGCGCCUGCGCGCCUGCGGCCUCGGCCCGGCCUUCGUCCUGCACGGACCCGCGCGGCUGCAGGCACUGACCGUGUCCCACAACGCGCUGGGGCCGGUGGCGCUGGAGCGGCUCCUGGACGCCGUGUCCCGGCACCGGCUCACGCGCCUCGAGCUCGGCUCCGUCACCGGCCCCGGCGCCCGGCGCAUCGGCACCGCCGUGGCGGGUACCUGCGGCAGGAGGGUUCCUCUGCUCUGACCCACCUCACGUUGUCCGGGAACCGCCUGAGCGAUGAGGACAUGGUGGAGCUGGCCAGGUGCCUCCCCUCGUGCCCGGCCCUGGAUUCCCUGGAUCUCGCAGCCAAUCCCGGGAUCAGCACCGCGGGGAUGCGGCUGCUGCUGCAGGGCCUGGAGCAGCGGAGCCGGGGGCUGAGCCUGCUCAGCCUGGCCGGCUGCUCCGUGGAGGCCCCCUUGGACCCCCCCACCUGGAGCAGGGUCACCGGCCACAUCCAGGACCUGCGGCUCUGCGGCCGGAGCGCAUCCCGGCCCCAUCCCGGCGGCGCAUCCCGGCCCCCUCCCGCCGGGACCCUCGCCCGGCACCGGAAACUCUUCUGGAAGAGCCCCUGAUGUGGGUUUUAUCCCAUUAGAUCCCCCCGUUUCAUCCA
Messenger RNA from Strigops habroptila (Kakapo), 1465 nucleotides. RefSeq names its product tonsoku-like protein. The record is from RefSeq and is a predicted model, not a curated record. Lineage: Eukaryota; Metazoa; Chordata; Aves; Psittaciformes; Psittacidae. The coding region runs from base 1 to 1059 and encodes 352 amino acids. Gene Ontology annotation, molecular function: protein binding. The transcript is spliced from 10 exons.